AUGACUUUAAAACAAUCAACAGACGAACACGUCUCAUCUAUCUAUCUAUCUAUCUAUCUAUUAGUGAAAAUGAACUAUUCAGUCUGUAGAUACAGAAAUGUAUCAAGUUUUUAUUUCUCUCUCAUAUACGUCUAUCUCUCUAUCUAUCUAUCUAUCUAUCUAUCUAUUCAAUCUAUCUAUCUAUCUAUCUAUCUAUCUAUCUAUCUAUCUAUCUAUUCAGUCUACCACAGAAACUUGUCUCAAGCCCUUUUUAUUUCUGUACUUGUCUGUAUAACUAACCAUAUCUAUCUGUUCGUUUCUAUUUAUCUAUCUAUAUCAUCGUAUCUAUCUAUCUAUUCAGUCUAUGAGAGAAACUUAUCUAUCUAUCUAUCUAUCUAUCCUAUUCAGUCUGUACCACAGAAACUUGUCUCAAGCCCCUUUUUAUUUCUGUACUCUGCACAUAUAACAAAGAUCUAUCUAUCUAUCUAUCUAUCUAUCUAUCUAUCUAUCUAUUCAGUCUGUACCACAGAAACUUGUAUCAAGCCCCUUUUUAUUUCUGUACUCUGCACAUAUAACAAAAGAUCUAUCUAUCUAUCUAUCUAUCUAUCUAUCUAUUCAGUCUGUACCACAGAAACUUGUAUCAAGCCCUUUUUAUUUCUGUACUCUGCACAUAUAACAAAGAUCUAUCUAUCUAUCUAUCUAUCUAUCUAUCUAUCUAUCUAUCUAUCUAUUCAGUCUGUACCACAGAAACUUGUCUCAAGCCCCUUUUUAUUUCAGUACUCUGCACAUAUAACAAAUCUAUCUAUCUAUCUAUCUAUCUAUCUAUCUAUCUAUCUAUCUAUCUAUCUAUUCAGUCUAUCUAUCUAUCUAUCUAUCUAUCUAUCUAUCUAUCUAUCUAUCUAUUCAGUCUGUACCACAGAAACUUGUCUCAAGCCCCUUUUUAUUUCAGUACUCUGCACAUAUAACAAAGAUCUAUCUAUCUAUCUAUCUAUCUAUCUAUCUAUCUAUCUAUCUAUUCAGUCUGUACCACAGAAACUUGUCUCAAGCCCCUUUUUAUUUCAGUACUCUGCACAUAUAACAAAGAUCUAUCUAUCUAUCUAUCUAUCUAUUCAGUCUGUACCACAGAAACUUGUCUCAAGCCCCUUUUUAUUUCUGUACUCUGCACAUAUAACAAAGAUCUAUCUAUCUAUCUAUCUAUCUAUCUAUCUAUCUAUCUAUCUAUCUAUUCAGUCUGUACCACAGAAACUUGUCUCAAGCCCCUUUUUAUUUCUGUACUCUGCACAUAUAACAAAGAUCUAUCUAUCUAUCUAUCUAUCUAUCUAUCUAUCUAUCUAUCUAUCUAUCUAUUCAGUCUGUACCACAGAAACUUGUAUCAAGCCCCUUUUUAUUUCUGUACUCUGCACAUAUAACAAAGAUCUAUCUAUCUAUCUAUCUAUCUAUCUAUCUAUCUAUUCAGUCUGUACCACAGAAACUUGUAUCAAGCCCCUUUUUAUUUCUGUACUCUGCACAUAUAACAAAGAUCUAUCUAUCUAUCUAUCUAUCUAUCUAUCUAUCUAUCUAUCUAUCUAUCAGGAUAUAUCUACGAGAUUUUGCAUACAUUUCAUAACUUCUUCUGCAUUAUCUAUCUAUCUAUCUAUCUAUCUAUCUAUCUAUCUAUCUAUCUAUCUAUCUAUCUGUCUAUCUAUCGAAGCCUUAACACGUCUCGUGACCCUUUCUAUUUCUGUGAUCUGCAUACAAAACAAGGAUUUAUCUAUCUAUCUAUCUAUCUAUCUAUCUAUCUAUCUAUCUAUCUAUCUAUCUAAGCCUAACAAAGAUCUAUCUAUCUAUCUAUCUAUCUAUCUAUCUAUCUAUCUAUCUAUCUAUUGA
Molecule: messenger RNA, 1845 nt
Organism: Acanthosepion pharaonis
Lineage: Eukaryota; Metazoa; Mollusca; Cephalopoda; Sepiida; Sepiidae
Source: the annotation of a GenBank genome assembly